Molecule: messenger RNA, 9037 nt
Organism: Carassius carassius (crucian carp)
Lineage: Eukaryota; Metazoa; Chordata; Actinopteri; Cypriniformes; Cyprinidae
Product: serine/threonine-protein kinase WNK2-like
Exons: 32
Coding region: 672-8552 (2626 amino acids)
Biological process (GO): positive regulation of sodium ion transmembrane transporter activity; intracellular signal transduction; positive regulation of potassium ion import across plasma membrane
Cellular component (GO): cytosol; cytoplasm
Molecular function (GO): potassium channel inhibitor activity; protein serine/threonine kinase activity; chloride channel inhibitor activity
Source: RefSeq, a predicted model, not a curated record
CUGCAGGAAAGUGAAGUGCCCCGUUCCGUCCUUCAGCAAGCUCAUGGUCACGUCACGUAGAUUUGGGCGGACCCAGCGCUCUGUGGGGUCCAUGACGACCCUUGUAGAGGAGGAUAAGGGUACUGCCUAAAAACAGACGCUUUUAUUGGACUCGCAGUGUUGCUAGGCGCCACGGGAUGUCCGUAAGAACGCAUCAGCACUGGAACCGAAGCUAACUAUGAACGCUAAAACAUAACGAGGGAGGAAUCUUUAGGGGAGGUGUCGGUAUUAUCCGAGAUGAGGAGAGCAUUGCCGCAGGGAGCAAAUAAUCUGAUCAACGGGCUGUGGAUUUCAUGUCCCUUACAGACAGGUUGACAUUUCUGAGAACCAGGCGUACUCGGGAUGAAGCUGCCGUCUGAUUGCUUGGUGAAAGUAGAUGUCUGAGAGACCAUUCAUUAAAAUGAUAUUUCAAGGGACAGCCGCGCGCUUUAUAGUUUUGUGACGGAUUAAACAACGUGACAGCCUCUGUCAACUACCCAGCAUGCUAUAGGCCUAUGUAAAUGCGAAGUCUGGCAGCCGACAUUCUUUAAAUGAUGCCGAACUGCGUCAGACUGUAUUGCAGGUGCAUUCAUUCAAGGAGGACCAUGCAAACGGCUGAAAGUCACAGAUGAGUUUCCAGCGAUUCAUUGGUCAUGGAAAACCUGACUGGAUCCUACUCUGAGCAGCAGCCUGUGGGCGUCACAGUUCCUUCUGUCCCCUCAAAAAAGACUGUGAUUUAUGAAAAUGGUCAUGAACAUCCCACUCACACAGACUCCGCAGCUGCUGCACACAGAGGGGCCAGUGAUCCAACUGCAUACCCCCUAUCAGAUUUCAAAAGUCUUGUCCGGCAGAGAUUUAUACGCAGAAGUUUGUGGUUCUCUGAGUCAGAGGAUCAAGAGUUUGAGGUUUCAGAGUGCUACACCACCAACAGCCCCGUUAAAAUUCCACAUAUUGCGGUCCAGAGGAGCUUUAACGAAGAGAUUCAGGUGGGACAGAGGGACGGUUUAAAUGAGAACUUCACCAACGAACCAGAGACAAUUGUUGCUGAGGAGAAACAUGAUGCUGAACCAUCUGAAACCCCCAAAAGUGUGGGGAAAGCUGGGAGUGAUGAGAACGAGGAAGAGGCCGAAAUGAAGGCCGUAUCCACCUCGCCAGGUGGACGCUUUCUUAAGUUUGAUAUUGAACUUGGCAGAGGGUCGUUUAAAACAGUUUAUAAGGGCCUGGACACUGAGACGUGGGUGGAGGUGGCCUGGUGUGAACUUCAGGAUCGUAAGCUGUCCAAAGCAGAACGUCAGAGGUUUAAAGAGGAGGCAGAGAUGCUAAAAGGUCUUCAGCAUCCAAACAUUGUGCGCUUCUAUGACUUUUGGGAAUCUCCUCUUAAGGGAAAGAAGUGCAUUGUUUUAGUCACUGAACUGAUGACGUCUGGGACACUGAAAACGUAUCUGAAGCGAUUCAAGGUGAUGAAACCAAAAGUUUUACGAAGCUGGUGCAGACAGAUCUUAAAAGGUCUUCACUUUCUCCAUACGAGGACACCUCCCAUCAUCCAUCGGGACCUGAAGUGUGACAACAUCUUCAUCACUGGUCCUACAGGCUCAGUCAAGAUUGGAGAUCUUGGCCUGGCCACUCUAAAGCGAACUUCCUUUGCCAAAAGUGUAAUCGGCACUCCAGAGUUUAUGGCCCCUGAGAUGUAUGAGGAACACUAUGAUGAAGCUGUAGAUGUGUAUGCAUUUGGGAUGUGUAUGCUAGAAAUGGCCACAUCCGAGUAUCCAUACUCAGAGUGUCAAAAUGCAGCUCAAAUCUAUCGCAAAGUUACUAGCGGUGUGAAGCCAGCCAGUUUCAGUAAGGUGGCCGUGCCUGAAAUAAAAGAAAUAAUUGGAGAGUGUAUCUGCCAUCAUUGGGAGGAAAGGUACUCCAUGAAGGACUUACUGAAUCAUGCAUUCUUUGCGGAGGAGACUGGAGUAAGAGUAGAGCUAGCUGAAGAGGAUGACGGCAAGAAGUCUUCUAUUGCUCUAAGGCUUUGGGUUGAAGAACAAAAGAAACUUAAAGGCAAUUAUAAAGACAGUGGUGCUAUCGAGUUUACAUUCGACCUGGAAACAGAAGUCCCAGAAACCGUUGCCCAGGAAAUGGUGGAUUCUGGGUUCUUUUUAGAGAUUGAUGUGAAGAUUGUGGGUAAGUCUAUCCGUGACCGUGUGUCUCUAAUAAAGUGGAGACGACAGCGGAACGCCUUAGGCCAUAAUGGAAAGACAGAAGAGAGAAGCACCAAGACUGAGACACAGAAUAUCCUUCAAGUGCCCUCCACAAGGCCACCAGUGGGUGGACCACCCAGUCUUCCAUCCGAAAGAGAGGAGCUACAGACCGAAGCAUUCAGCCUGGUCUGUAGUGCAACUACAGCUACACUAGACAGCAGUGCUGGCUCAACAAUGGUAACAGGCACUUCGGGCAACCAAGACAACACCUCUCAGCAAUCCCUCUCUGAGUCCAUUUCCACUGCACAAAGGGUCUUAAGCCCUCCAACACAGCUAUUGGAUCAGUUGCCAGAUUGUUCCCAUCAGCUAUCUACUGCACAACUGCCUCGGGGCACUCAACAACAAUCUGCUCUACAAAUGCCCCACGGUGUCCCACAACAAACCAUAGGUCAGUUACUCCAUGGGACCCAGCAACAACCUAGUUCUCAGCAACCCCAGCGAGCCCAACAACAGCCUAGUGCCCCCCAACACCAGGCUGCACAAGCACAGGCCCAUGGUUUGGUGCCACAAGCACCCCAACAACAACCCACCGUUCAGCUCCACCAGCAAUAUCAGCAGUCAACUCAUCAGCUACAUCAAGGGGCUUUUCAGCAAUCUUCGAUACACCUGCAUCAGAGAGCCUACCAGCAAUCACCUCGACAUGGAAGUGUUCCUGGUGACACCCAAAGACCUUUGCUAUUGCCUGAUAAUUUGACAGGGACCAGGCGUAGCAGCACUUCAUUCCUCGAAACAUUACAGAAGACUGAACUACAGAAUUUGUUAGAAUGGCUGCAUCAUCGGGCUUAUUGCUGUCACAACCCUGAAGUAAUUUCUAGGGAAGAAAUUGAUCAGUUGCUGUCUUCAAGUGCCUUCACAGGAUCUUCAUCAUUCACAAAUUAUGAUCAGGAAACCAAUAAUGUUUCUGAAGACACCGGAGCCUCUGAAUAUAGCUCGGAGCAUGUGAAAAUGUAUUCACAGGCCCAGCCAAUGUCAUUCAGUAGGAGGCACUCUGAUGUCCACCCACAUUACUGCCAGGCUUGUAUGGCAAAGUUGCUGGCAGGAAGGUCAGGGGAUCGAGGGUCUCUCUGUCAUGCCUCUUCACCCUCUUCCUCCCCUAUCCACCAAAACAUGCCAUCCUUUUCCUCAUUAAAACCAUCAUUCCCAUCUGAUCCGGAUCAUCCAGUCUCCAGCUCACCAAGUAAUACAAACACACAGUCUCUGUAUAUGUCUACAAUGUCUCCAAAGCGAGUUUCUGUUCCUAAGAAUAUGCCAAGUUCAAUACCAGUUGAAGUCACUCCACCUUCUCCAGUCCAUAAAAGCCAUCCUCCUGCACAGAUUCCUGUGACAACUCUACAUAACAACAUCUCAUCACUAAGCCAUACCACUGCAUUUACCCCUGUCUAUGUAUCUAUACCUUCACCAGUCCCUACAUCUUCCAGACAUAAGUCCAUAUCUUCACCAGUUGAUCCAUUGUCCCCACUUAGGUCAUCCUCUCCAGUGUCCCCUGUCUCUUUGAUUGGGCCACAUACUCCUAGUUUAGGAGAAAGCUCAGAUUUGUUUCACCUUCAUCGCUGCCUUCAUCAUAUCAUCAAUCGGCGUACCAGUUCCCCUGUGCUGACUGACAGGGUGCAGCCUGGAGAUGGCCACAGCAAUGCUAAUUUUAACAGGUUCCUUGCACCUCAGGUCCAAAGUGUAAGCUCUUUGUGUGUACCCCUAUUACAUCAGGAAAUGGGGUCUUUUUCUAUUCAGGACAAUGAAGCUGGAUCAGGUCUUGUGCCUUCUGCACAAUUGUUUUCGUCUAAGACCGUCUCUGCUCCAGCUACUCCUGUGCCACAUGCUCAUCAACAGAGCAUUCCGUCCUCUGCCCUCAUAGCACAGCAAAACCAGAAGACUGAACCACUAGCACAGGAGUUUCAUCUCUAUUUCCAUCCUGAAGCUUUCCUGCCUCAGACAUUAUCAACAUUUCAGCCCCAAGUGCAGGCAUAUUCAGAUGCUCAGACUAUAACACAGCAUUUGCUACAGUCAGCUUCUACAAUGUUCAGCACUGCUACCCUUUCUCCACGACCACAGCUAAAUGUUCAGACACCCAUUCUCCAGCCUCUUCAAAUUGCUACACAGUUUCCAUCGACAUAUCCUCUUUUGCCAGAAGGGGGCACAUCUGCAGUGACAGAGUCAAUACCUUUCUCCUCAGUAUCCUACUCUUCUCCCUACCCCACAAAUGUUCCUCCUGUAUCUUCACCAUACUACUCACCACGCCCUAUCCCUGCUCCUCUUCCCAUACAACCAAUGCAAAAUGUACCCUGCAUGCUAGGAGCAGGCACACCUGUGUCCACCCCUCUGAAUGUUCCUACCCCUAUACCUCUCCUGGCUAUGGCCCUGUCCCCACCCAUGCUUUCUCCCAAAGAACAUCCGCAGCAGAUGUACUCCCCAGUUCCACCACCAGAAGGUGCCCUUUUCCAAUCUCAACCGCAACCAACACAGCCCUCCCUUCCCCUCCCUAAUCCAGCCUCCCUCCGUCAGCAAGACCCAUCUAUUCCUGAACCUUUUACAGAGGAGUACCCUCUGCAUGAGGAACUACAGAUCCUGGCCCCAGCUCACACCAUUAUGUCGCAGAUCCAGUCUCCCCCACAGGACAGGCAAUCAGACCCAAAGUUUACCCCUGCGCAAGCCCUGCCUGAGACUGCGGAGCCUCCUCUACAGUCUGCUGGCAUACAGACAAGAUAUGCUGUUCCUGAGAGUACUGGAAUGGCCAGUACAAUUCAGCAAAUGGCAGACACUGCUUCAAUGCCUAUUCCUCCUGCACCAGAGCCCAGCCCAUUUCAACCCAGCACUGAGGCACCUGUAUCUAUUCCAUUCCAUAGUUAUGUAUGUGACAGCCUGUACCAAGAUGCAGGAUCUGGUAAAGAAAUGAGUGACAGCUAUGAAGGAUCCAUUGGUGGAGGAAAGGGUGAUGGCAAACCUAGAAAGCACCACCGCAAAUCGAGUCGCACGCGCUCACGCCAGGAAAAAAUUAACAAGCCAAAGCUAAGCAUGCUCAAUGUUAGUAAUACAGGUGACAAGAUGGUGGAAUGCCAGCUGGAGACGCACAAUCAUAAAAUGGUGACUUUCAAAUUUGACCUAGAUGGAGAUGCACCUGAAGAAAUAGCCACUUACAUGGUGGAAAAUGGUUUCAUUCUACCAAUAGAAAAGGAAAUUUUUAUAGAUCAACUUAAAGACAUUGUCGACAAGGCAGAGGACAUUCUAAGCGAGGACAUGGAUGGACAGAAGAAAUCAGAACCUGGGACAAGUCAUUUGCAAGGACAAACUCCUAGAGAUCAAGGGGCAGAGGGGGAAAAGGGACUGCAACCUGAGGCCCCCCAGCUAGUUUAUCAGCAAAAUGUUCUACACACGGGUAAGCGGUGGUUCAUCAUCUGCCCUGUGGAAGAGGCUCCUAUUGCCAGUAAGGAUGUAUCCUCAGAUGGAGUUCCAUCUACACAAUCUCCAUCCACAACAACAAUAACUGAUGGGAGAGCUCAGCCUGGUGAGAGUGCACCAGCACAGCCACCAGAACCCAGCACAAGAUCUGCCUCUGUAUCACUGGAUUCAGAAACCUGUGCCACAGCACCUCCAUCUGGAGGAAGUGAUCCCUAUGGGGUCUGGAGCCCCCUCUCUAUGACCACUACUGAUCCUCUUUCUUUGGCUGCUCUUUCCCAAGCUUCCCCUGGCCCACAAGCCACUUCAAUGCCAGUGCAGCCUGCUUCCCAUCCAGAGGAGGGGCCACAGUUGGGCUCAGUCUGUGUACAACAAUCCCAGCCGUGCAUGGAUCCUCAAAGCUCUCUUUUUGUGGAUGAGACCCAGAAUGGCAGAUUAGGCGCAGUUUCCCCCAUGCACACUGCUCAGCAGAUGGCUGAAAUUGCAUGUGCUGUCUUCAUGGUGGAGGAUGUGCCUUGCUGUCCCUUGGUCAUGCCGCUGUCCCUUGAAGUGGGCAGUGGGGCUCAAAAGUCAUCCUCUGUGAUACCACAACCAUCACAAGACACCACGUCUGCUCGGGAACAACUCCACUCAAUUACAUCUGGUCAUGUGGAACGUACCCAGCAGCCUGUGGUACUUCAGCAGCCUGUGUCAAAUGUGAGUGGAACUAAGGCACCUUCCCUGCCUCAAAGCCCUGCUCCUUCACAACACCACUUUGUCCCUUGUGAAUCAGAUGGAGAGGGGCGUACCAGAGGAGGGUUUGUAGACAGCACUAUCAAAACUCUGGAUGAGAAACUGAGGAAUUUACUGUAUCAAGAGUAUGCUCCCAUGUACCCAUCGGGAAGUGCUGCUGAAACUCCAGGAUCUGGCACGGAGUAUAUCCAGUCACCGCCUGGACCAGAGAGUGCAGUGGGAGGGUCAGGAACCAGCACACCUAGUCUUAUGGGAGAGGGACGAUUCAGAGCAGGAGAGCAGUUGCCACAGAUUCCAGAGCGUGUAGACAGUUUAAGUGCUCUCAGCGACUCUGCGGUUGCAGUCACUGUGCCCAGGAGACCUGUGAUGCCACACUCUACCUCUUGUUCUGGAUCUAGAAGUCGAUAUAAGAUGGUGCCUAGCUCCGCUGAUAUCCUGUCAGGUCAAUGCCGAAAGCAGCGUAGCCUGAGCAGCACAGCUUCUCCAACACACCCUGGUGGUUUUUUGGGAGAAUGUCCCAUGUAUAAAGAGCCAACUGUUUCAGCUACUACUGUUGGCAGGUUCUCAGUAGUCAGCACAGAAGACGAGGUCACACGCAGGAAGCUCAGCAGCAGAUAUUCCGCCCCACCUGACUUUUAUCUGGACGCCCCACCUCCUCUGACCAAACGAGGCUCGCUGCCAAGGGCACAGACCUCAGUCUCAGCAGACGUCACCGUUCAGACCCAUUUCAUGUCUUCUGACUCUGGGGCUGAGAGCAGCCCUACCAAAAUGGCACCCACAACCCCAUCCCGUCAUGGUAGGACUGAAAGGAGAGGAAGUGACCUCAUGAAAAGAGCAGUGGCUUUUCUGAGGCGCUCCGGUCGCAGUAGUAGUGUGCAAAGCUCUGAUUCGCCAAGCAGAAAAGGAGGGGUGUACGGAUCCUAUGUCAGCAGCGACAAUGACUCAGAGAUGGAGGACUCCGAUAUAAAGGAGCUUCAAAGACUAAGAGAAAAGCAUAUGAAGGAAAUAACCGAAUUGGAGGCCCACCACCGAGAAGAGAUUGAGCUUCUCUACAUCAGAUUAGGGAAACCACCUCCUCCAGGUCUUUAUAUUCCACCCACAGUGUUCCCAGCUGGACGCAAGCGCAGGACCAGCAAACACAAACUAAAACCUGGCAAACUGCUCAGUCCUCUAGUACAACAGCUCAGAAAUGUUGCCUCCAAAACUAGUGACAGCAGCAAACCUAAUGAUUUAACCAAAUCAGCUGAGGCUGCCCCAAGCUUGAAUGGGUCUCCAGCCAGGGCUUCCAACUUGUCUGAUGGCAAGGCUUAUUCUGGGGCAGGGACUCUUCCUUGUUCUGUGUCUGUUCCGGUUCAGACCCAACAGCCCUGCUCUCUCAAAGGAUCUCUCUCCUCCGACAAUAUCUACUAUGGUCUCCAGGGAGAAGGACCUGUGCCAUGCCGCCAGCCCGGCCAAGGCUGGCCUCCUUCUCCCCAGGCAUCUGCGCAGGUCACCUAUAAAUCCAGUAGUAAACCACGCGCUAGAAUCUUCAGUGGGCCUAUUUCUCUGUCCAUCUGGUCAACACUUAAACGCCUGUGUCUGGGUAAAGAACGUGGCAGCAGAUCUGGAACACCAUCUGCUGCCUCAAAUCAGUCCCCAAUGCCUCCUGGAUCCACUCCACCUCCUCACCAGCCAACUGGUCUCGCCCAAGCACAGACUAACAACAGCAACAACAAGAGAGAUGCUUUCACACAGCAGCUUCAUAGACUAGUGGAUAACUGGGCAGAAGGGGUGAGGACUCCUUCACGAUCAUGCUCACGCUCAUGCUCCCUCAAUCUAAGACCACAGCAACUAACCAGAUCCAGGAUCUGGAGCGCUAUAGAGGCUCCAGGUACAAUAGAAAGACUGAAUGCUUCCCAGUUGCCUCUUUCAUGGCCACAGAUUGAUUUCCAUGCCUCUGCAAUGGCGACUGACCCUUCACAAGUACUCCAGCGCAGUUUUAUGGUGCCUGGUGGUAACCCUUACAGAAAGAUGCUAACUGCUCUACACUUAGACAUGGACCACUGGCCGCCAAUGACUGCCAGUCAUAACCAAGAAGUCUUUGCUUUCUCUGUUGUGCGCUCUCCCUCAUGGACAGCACCUUCUUCCCCCAGUGAGGUUCCAAGUUCUAGAAAUAGGACCAUGUAGCUUAACCAUCACUGUACUUACAAUUCUUACUCUGUCGCCAAAAAUACUUUAGUUUCUUUAGAGUGCUGGUUAGGCCUAUCAGUGUGCAAUUCUGUUGCAAAUCUGUUGCAGUCUGCUAGCAUGUAGUUGCUUACAAUGUGGUAAUCCUACACGAACAUGUAAAUAUACAGUCCAACAACGUAGGCAUAUCAUGUAGGCAGUUUACAUUCAGUAUUAUUGUACAUAUUCAUAUAGCCUAUGUAGAAUAACUAAAUUUUAGCAUAAGCAUAUGUACAGAAUGUAUAUUUUUCAUCAAAACCUAUUUAGCUUGCUUGUUUUUGUGCAGAAUCAACUUCCUUUACACCUUGAGCUGUACACAUAUGUAAAUGCUAUAAGGUACAAUAAUAUGCCCUUAAAUUUGUGUAGAUGUGUAUAGACACUGUUUAUACUUCUGUAAAUAUUAGCUUUGUCUGCAUAUGAGCAUAAACUGGACAAAGUGAAUGAAA